Messenger RNA from Enterobius vermicularis (human pinworm), 4020 nucleotides. Lineage: Eukaryota; Metazoa; Nematoda; Chromadorea; Rhabditida; Oxyuridae. The record is from the annotation of a GenBank genome assembly.
AUGAUUCUAAAAUUUUACUUCGUUAUUCGAGGGAUUCUGAAACGAUCGUGUUCACAUAGCGGGGUUACAAAUGAGCCUGUAGACCGACGAAGUCGACUGUUAUCGUUACGGCUUUUUCGGCCAGCAGCAGAUCAAUCUGCAGAAAAAAAGUCUUCGAGGAUUCCGAAAUUAUCGUUAACUUGGUCAGAGAAAAAUGCAGUUGCUAUAUUUGGUGACACUACUUCUGAAGAAACUCUUGACGAGCCAGACGAAAAACCCUGCACGUCAAAUGCUUCGGAGGCAAGUAGUCAAGGAACGGACUCUUAUAAUUUCGAGUCGGUAAGGCAGACAGAUAUCCUCAGUGAUAGUGAUGAUGUAGAGGAGGACAGUAGUGGUAAAAGUAGCAGUGUAAAGGAAGAUGAUAAAACUAAUGAUGAUAUUUCAAGUGUAACUUCUUCAACUGGAAGUUCACAUAUUGCCGGGAAGUGGUGGUUUGGUAAAAGUACAAGGUCUGUGUUAGAAAAAUUAGAGGAGAAAGAGGCUCAUCUAAACCAGCUUAAAAACCGGUUGAACGAACUUGAAGGUUUGAUUGACGCCGGUUAUGCAGUUCGGGAAAAAAAACGGCAACUCAAAGAAGAAUACGAACAGCUGAGCGAAGAAAUUGACAAUGAGAAACAGGACAAAAAGCAAGAGACGUCUGAAGCUCCGAAAUCGCCUUCACAGACUGUGAAGCUUUUUUUGGCGUUAGAAGACUUAAAAUGCCGCCAAAGGGCUUCUGCCGAAAAGGAGACUAUGACUGAUGCUGCGAUUGGCCCAGAACUUCCAAAUUUCUUGCCCGUCCUGCCUUCUUCUCCACAACCAGAACUGAUGCAGUCACCGAACUUCUCAUUGCAACGUGAACUGCUGCUGCAGCUACAGCGAGUCCAAAACCUCAGCACUAGCUCUAAAUUUAGAGCUUCUCUGUUACUUUUCAUAUGUUUUAGGUUAGAUAUGCGAUGGUCAAUUGACGAUUUAAAGCUUAGUGCUCAUCGUACUGUGCUGUCUAAUGAAAAGACGUUAGAAGAGAAUAAAACGACCUCAAAAAAUUGUACUUCUCGUUCAUGUUUAGAGGCGAAAGCGAGGCUAAAGCGAGAAAAUGAAAAAUUGCGUAAAGAAAUUGAAAAUCAAAAAACUGAAUUCGAUAACUUGGACGAGCAACUAAAGAAAUUAAAGACAGAGAUGUCAAGAUGUCAGAAUGAUCACAGCGAAAACUUUGAAGCUCUGCAGAGCAUGAAAAAAGAAUUUGAACAGUCCGCUGCCGAAGUUCAGGCAGCAAAUAUGACAAUUAUCAGGCUACAGGAUGAGGUUUCGACUAAAACGAAAGCUAUGGAUUACUUAGAAGAACGUACACAAGCAUAUCGGAAUAUAAUUCUUGACAAUGAUCUUAUCGUACCCGAUGAGUCAACAGAAAACUGGCGACGUGGAUUUGCGGACCCAAGAUUUACAGCGAAUCCAUGCAAAAAGAUACAGACACUAUUGACUUCUGAAGAUCUGCAGCAUCGGGAAGCGCAUUUCCACGAUUUAAAGGAUAAAGGCAAGGUGCGUGAAGUUGAGGAAAACCUAUCGGCAAAAAGCUGUUUAGUCGAGUUAUUGACAGCAGAAUUAGAAAAAAAGGAGCAGUCCGCAGAAGAAAUGAUGGGAAAAUACCAGAAGGAAAAGCAUGAACUGGAAUCAAAGAUUACGGGGCUGACUAAACUGGCUGAUCGUGUUCCAAUUUUGGAGAAUGAAUUAGAUAAACUCCAGCAAGAAAAGAGUCUGAUGCAUCUUCAGCUACAGGACGCAAGGGAGAAGUUUGACGCUGACCUUGAGACAUCAUUAACUGAAACUUUAAAGAAGUAUCAACAGCAGAGUUCAUACUGGACUGAAAAAAUGAAUGCUGUUAACGAAAUCAAUGAGAAUCUAAGGGGGAAAAUUAUUAUUCUUGAAAGGGAAAUAGAUGAAAUGAAGCUUCGUAAUAAGGUUGAAAAAGCUGAUAUGUCCCAGAAGUUGACAUCCAGUAUACAAAAAGUUGAUCUUCUGAGAAGUCAGAUUAAUCGCUCCACUCGCGACGUAGAAGUUGAGGCGCGACCCAGUUACAACAGUAAAUACGUUGCUUGUAAACCUAAUACAAAAAAUAAAUUCACAGAAAUUAAGAAAGGGGAUUUGUUUGAUGAGAUGGAGGAACGCCUGAAACUUUGCCAGGGUGAACUACUUGCAACCAGAAGACAAGUUGAGGUUUUACAACAAAAACUAGUGGAUACAGUUCAAACUCAAGUGGCUGAUCAAAAGAGUACUUUACAACUUCAAACGAUGAUUCGAAAUGCACAGAAAAAAGAUAAAGCAACAGAAGCUGACAGUAUCACGGAACGAAAUAACGAAAUUGAUCGCUUAAGAGAAAAAGUUGACCAACUGGAGCAACAAAAUUUUGAACUUACUUCGGAACUUUCUAAGGCUGAAGAAGAAAAAUGGAAUUUAGCAUUGAUGAAACAUCAGGAUAUGACGCAGCUCGCUGCAGAAUUUGAGAGUGUACGGAAAGAGCUUGACCAGGAAAUUAGCAAGUAUGAAAAGGAACGCUGUCGGCUUAAAAAUCGAAUAAAAGCAUUAACAAAGGCAAAGCUUGACAGAGAUUGGCUUAUACAGAGUUUGAAGAAGCAUGAGCUCAGAACCAACGGAAAGUUAAAUCAUACUCCGAUUUUCAGGUGUAUGUCAGUACCCCAUAUGAGGAAAGAUUCUAUUGCUGAUGAAUUACAAACUGCAAGAGCUUGUAACUCGGUUCUUAAACGCAUCAACGCAAACUUGAAAAAAGAAUUGAUGAUCAUAAGGCGUUUGAUUGAAAGUUCUAUUCAAAAUAACGUCUUUCAUAUAAAUAGUGAUUUAAAAUCGCAAUCAUCAAAAGAGUUUUUAAAACCAGGAUUUAACGAUUUAGCUUCUGAUCUCAACCAGGUUCGAAAGGAACUGGAAAAUAUAAUUUUCCAAAUAGAUAGGAAUGCGAAUCCGCGGGACUCAACAAAAUUAAGCGAAUCUACGAGUACAGUAUCUCUUUCACAGGAAGAAAAACCUGAACUUCGAUUGGAAAGCGAUUUAGAUCGACUGCGAAAGGCACUAAAACGUUCAUGGGCUGAUCGUGAAAACCUCAGUAAGCAGCUUGAUCGAAUAACUGCCGAAUUUCAGGAAUUUUCUGUUGGACCAGACAGUACCAAAAACUUUCUGCAGCGUUCUUAUCUUUACGAUGAAAGGCCACCAAUAAUGAGGAGCAGAAGUUUCGCUGGUUUAGCCAAGUGGUGGAGUGAACAGAUUCAGUCGAGUUGUGAAGCAAACGGCGGCAAAGGUUUUGCUGUGGUACCAUUUGUUUGCCCGUCAGAAGCAUUAAUAGACCAUCGUACAUUACAAUCCGUGGAUUCCAAUCAUCUAACCAAUUCAACUUCUUGGGACUCUUUUUUGAUGUCGGAUAAGCGAAAAAAACGUCUCAAAGCGACCCAGUGGAAGAGGUUAUGUCAAAGUAUGACUAUAUUAGAAAUGGCCGUGGAUCACCAAGUUGAUGAAUAUAAAUUGGGUUCUGUUAGGGAGAAUAUAACUUUGAACAGAGAUGCAUGCAAAAGUAAUUAUUCGACGGACCUAACGAGCUUGAUUACAAAAAAUAAAGACGAUGCUUUGUAUAAUAUAUUUUCGGUUCCAGACGAUCUCGAAAGUUUAAAACGAGCGAACAAGAGUCUGAAGUGUGAAAAUAUCAGACUGAACAACUUCAAGAAUGCACGAAUCAAUGAUCUCAAGACUAAAGUUACGGUUCUCCUAGAACAGAAUGAAAGUCUUGCUAAGAAGCUGGACGAAAUUGAGAAGGAGAGACAGGAGAUGUAUCUGAUUAUGUUCAAGAAAGGAAGACAGGCUGCUAAGCAUGACAUUGAUGAGCUAAAUACGUACAACGAAUUAACUGAGCACCAUGUUGUCCUACGAUUUUUACACGAUGCCUUCUAUUACUACCUGCUCAAUAAGGGCGACGCACGAGAGCACUUACAGGUUAGUUAA